ACUUUUCUAGUGAGUGUUUCCCCACGGCGGGAAUUGUAGGUGCGCAUUCAGGAACCUACACAACACGAGAACAGUCGGCAUGAGUACGAGAUAGGAAAAGAAAAUCGUUUUCAAAGUCUGUAAGCGUAUACUGGUUAGAUUUAGGUCGGAAACUUUUAAAAAUGUGUUUUAUAGCGUGAGGAAGUUUGCCUUAGAGUUUUGUGUUAACGUAAUUGUACUUCGGCCCCGUUACUUUAGAUCUCAGUUUUUGCACUAACCGGUCGGGUAACUAACUUAUCCUAAUGUUGCGGCUAACAUUUGCUCACUUGGUAAACUUGAGUACAUGAGUUUGUAUUAAAUAAAGAAGAUAACUGUUCGUACGCGGGAAAUUGUUUAUUUUGCUGUUGAAAACAGCUUGACUGCUUUGAAACAAUGGUGUUUUUCACGUGCAAUGCGUGCGGGGAGUCGUUGAAGAAAGCUCAGGUGGACAAACAUGUAAUGAAAUGUCGGAAUUGUGAAGUACUGUCGUGUAUUGAUUGUGGAAAAGACUUUUGGGGAGACGACUACAAGGACCAUAACAAAUGCAUUAGCGAAGACCAGAAAUAUGGUGGCAAAGGCUACGAGGCCAAGUCCAACAAAGGUGAUGUCAAGCAACAGCAAUGGAUUCAAAGAAUUCAUGAAGCUAUGGACAAACCAGGAGUGACUCCAAAGCUAAGGGACAUUCUCAAACAAGUCAGUUCGUAUGACAAUGUUCCAAGAAAGAAGGCAAAAUUUCAGAACUGGAUGCAGAACAGUCUGAGGAUCCACAAUACCUCCCUGCAUGACCAGGUGUGGGAAGUCUUCUCUGCAGCCACAACCAAUGGUCCAGAGAAGCAAGGUAAUCAGGAAGCGCCUAUAGAUAAGAUCAAUGGGACCAGUAAGGCUGAGGAGAAUGGGUCGGCACCGCAAGAAGCAUCGGAGGAGGUGGCCCCUCUGAAAGAGAAGAAGAAGAAGAACAAACGGGAACGGAAAGAGGAGCGACAGCAGCAGCAGCAGAAGAAGAAGCAGAAGAAAGCUCACGCUAACGCAAAUGGCCAGGAGGAAGAGGAGCGACAGCCCAGCGAGGAAGCCCCUGAGAAAAAGAAGAAGAAGAAGAGGAAAAUGGAGGAAGUGGAGGGGGAUGACUGCACUUCUAAUGGACAAACUGCUGAAGAUACUGGGAGGAAAGCCAAGAAGAAAAAAGAGAAUUUAGAUGACACGCAAAAUUCAGAGGUAGCAGAUGAUGCAGAGGGGGAAGCUAAUGAAGCAAAUGCCAAAGGCAAAUUCAACUGGAAAGGGACGAUUAAAGCAGUAUUGAGACAAUCACCAGAUGAAGGCAUUGCUGUCAAAAAGCUCAGAAAGAAGGUUCUGGCUGCAUAUUACUCAUUCAGUGGUAAUGGGAACUUCAGAUCAGAGGAAGAGAUCUUCUCCCUGUUCAACAAGAAAAUCAACGGCAAUCCCAAGUUCAAGGUUGUGAAAGACAAAGUCAGACUUGUGAAGUAGGCAUUCAGUGACAUUGCCCAUGAAUGAUUCUGUCAGAGACCUAUUUUUCCAAAAAUCUCACUCAUGAAAUGUUUUUAGUAAAAAAAUAAAUGUUCUGUUAGAACCACCA
Molecule: messenger RNA, 1609 nt
Organism: Alosa alosa (allis shad)
Lineage: Eukaryota; Metazoa; Chordata; Actinopteri; Clupeiformes; Clupeidae
Gene: lyar
Product: Ly1 antibody reactive homolog (mouse)
Exons: 8
Coding region: 412-1500 (362 amino acids)
Biological process (GO): negative regulation of transcription by RNA polymerase II; rRNA processing
Cellular component (GO): nucleolus
Molecular function (GO): DNA binding
Source: RefSeq, a predicted model, not a curated record